ACAAAAAUCUCCGUGUACUUCCCCCUCCUCGGCCUCUCUCCCUUCCGCGGAGACACCAGGAGCCAGGAAGAAGGCGAGUGGCGUCAAUCAAGCGAGCCAUCAACCAACUGGCCCCCCUUCCCACAAUCCCACCCAAACUGCACUUCUCCACCACCUCAGCGUGAGCAGAGGGCCCAGCAUCCGGAGGUGUUCGUCUAAUUUCUCGCGUCAGGCUUCGGUCGCAUAGCAGGCGGGAGGUUUGGAGGCGGGGGCGGGGAGGUAGGAAGCAGCGAUCUUGGCACCGUCCGAGCUGUCAGGAGCAGGAUUGAAUGGCUAUAUAGAGUUGGUCCCAAGUCGCCUGAAAUGGAGUUGGUGGUUAAGCGGCACCGCUGUACACACUCCGCGAACUGUGUUUGCCUCAAGGGCCACAUCAGUGAUGAUGCAAUGUAUCUCGUGUUUAAACACAUGAAUUGGAACCCAAAGAUGAUUGCUAUCUUCUCCGGCGUAUGUAAAUGGUUUGAUGAAUUCGCCAAGAGGGUGCUCUGGAAGGAAUUCUGCCAAGCCAGGGCACCAAAGAUGAUGACUGAUUUGCACUCUGAUGGAAGCCAUAUUGUUGAUGGCAACUGGAAAGCCCUAGGGAAGCUUCUUAUCUACUGCUCAGGGUGCCCUAGGGAAGACCUGUUUAGUAACAUCCAUGUCCCAAUCCCAGGGCACUUUGUCUACAGGACCCGUUUUUCUAGGACGUUGGGGAAGAGCUUAUUGCCACCACAGUGCAGGUCAGAUGUGUUGUAUGUCUCGGAGUCUUGUGAACAUCUUGACCAGGGUGAGGAAGGUGACUUGGGCCUCGUCCGGGGUAUCUUCAAGUCAUUUGCUGGGUCGAAUAUGAAGAAAAUGUUGAUUGAGAGGGAGGCAACGUUCCAUCCAAAUGAGGUGUGUAUUUAUUGUAAAACAAAGCUAUGGCACUUGAUGCAACCAAAUAUGAUACCGAGCAGUGCCUCCACGAGGUUGGACGCGGAUGAUGAUUCUGUUGAGUAUUAUGUAUGCCUUAAUGGACACAUCAUUGGUUCAUGCACUCUGAUGCCCUUCUCAGAUUCUGAGGAUACAAAGGAAGAGUGAUCAAGACUUGAACCAGGUUUGAUGUAUCACUGGAUUUGCUGAAAAGUGAGAUUGUGGGACUCUCUAAUGCCUGCUUUUGAACUUAGGUUAGUAUAGAGAAGGUACCAGAUUUAGUUGAAACCAAUCACUGCUAAGAGAAAGGAAAGAGAAAUAUCUGACAGGUGUAUAAACAAAAUUUUGUAUGGAAUAAGAUAUUCUUUGUUACUAGUUGCCGUGGCUCUAAGAGGAGGGCCACAGCCGGGUGGCGUAGUGCACCCGCCUAAUCCCAGAGGGUGGUUACUCAGGGAAGUGCAAGCUAUUCCUCAGAUCUACUCAUGAAGCAAGAACACAAGAACACACGAGGAUUUAGAGUGGUUCGGGCCGCCGGAGCGUAAUACCCUACGUCCACUGAGAGUUGUAUUGCUCUUGUGUCUGUGGAUCAGUCUAUCCUCUGCUUCUAAGUCAUUUUUCCACUUGAGUUCUUCUCUAACGGGCGUCUCCCUUUUAUAGCGCAAGGAGGACGCGUACACAGGCGUUGGACCGCGACAGGUGGGCCCAACAAGGAUGUAUAGUCUACCAUGAAAAAGAUAUUGAUGGUGCUAUAGUGAUGGAGAAUCUUUUGCCGGAUACGCUUCAUCGCCCUGUAGACUCUCUGAUCGAGGGGGGUCUUCACUUGUCCCAUCGGCGAGGCGCCCGUUGAGGCAGCGUAGGUUGCGGCGUAGACUGUUGGGUCUACCGUGCAGGCGUUAUGAUGGGUAAAGCCGAGCUGUCAUGUCUAACUGGCGUAGCAGACUGACGCACGUGGCGUGGGCGGCGCCAACGGCUGCAUUGUGCGCCUUGGUAACUCGCGAUCAACAGGACAGCCUAGCAAAAGUCGCCUCGGGCUCUGCUGUGGCCGAGCGCACUUACGUCUCCCGCAUUGAAUGCGGUAGGUGGGCGAGUCUUCCCGAGGAAGCUUCAUGGCUCCGCGCGUGCCUGCGCCUGCGGACACGUGACGGCUCCGGACCCCCCCCCAUGCGGAGUGUCUGUUCCCUCCCCGCUGUGGGGUCCGGAAAGUAUAUGGGGGUCCGGGACCUCGUGAGAGGUCCGGGGCCCCCAGCUGUUUUGGCUCAGCGCUCUUCUCCGGGACACGCGGCGUCACCGGACCCUUCCCUAGCAAGGAAUGGGUCUGGGGGUUGCUGAUCGGGUGAGAAGGGCUUCGGACCGCGGUGGUCCGGUUGCUCAAGCCGUCCGCGCAUAGUCAAGGAUAACUACGAGGCUCUUGCCUAGACACAGCAACAACUCUGGGACACGUGGUGUCACCGGACCAGUCCCUGAGCAGGAAGCGGGUCCGGGACCGUUGGUCCGGUGAGGUGGAGCCGGACCCCAGGGGUCUGGCUGCUCAGCUCCUUAGGGCGUAGUUACGGAUAACUACGCGAGUCUUGACGCAGCGAGAGGGGGUACCCUAGUCCAGAGGUACCGACACUCAGUGGCGGAUGUACACCCCGGGCCACCCGUGCCAUGGCCCGGGGUUCGGCCCAAAAAAUUGCUGAAGAAGCCCAAAAAAUUGCUGAAGAAGAAUAAAUAUACUACUUCGCGAUGACACUUGUUGUAUGUUUUCUAUCUUUCCAUUAUGUUCUCGUGUAUUUUUUGAACUUCCAUUAUGUUCUCGUGUAUCUUUUGAACUAUGAGUUUGUCGACGUCUGGUUUUUGUCACAACUAUAUUUAAAACUCGGCCCGGGGUUCAACUCAAUCCUGGUUCCGCCACUGCC
This is a messenger RNA of Panicum virgatum (switchgrass), 2825 nucleotides long. Its product is annotated as EID1-like F-box protein 1. NCBI's taxonomy places the organism in Eukaryota, Viridiplantae, Streptophyta, Magnoliopsida, Poales, Poaceae. The transcript has 3 exons. The coding region runs from base 343 to 1095 and encodes 250 amino acids. The record is from RefSeq and is a predicted model, not a curated record.